This is a messenger RNA of Podarcis raffonei (Aeolian wall lizard), 1674 nucleotides long. RefSeq names its product START domain-containing protein 10-like. The transcript has 6 exons. The record is from RefSeq and is a predicted model, not a curated record. Gene Ontology annotation, molecular function: lipid binding. Bases 649 to 1449 code for a protein of 266 amino acids. Lineage: Eukaryota; Metazoa; Chordata; Lepidosauria; Squamata; Lacertidae.
GUAAGUAGACUAGUCUGCAUCCUGCAUUAACAAGGCCAUUAACCAUCUGCAGAACUGAACCCAGCGGCGGCUGCUGCUGCUGCUGCUGCUGGCAAGUGCCCAGCUGGUUCUGCAACUCAGUGCGGCAAAGUCAGAGGCAGGUUAAGAGAAGCAGAAAUUAGGAGAGGGAUAGGAGAGAGGCAUGGGAGGAGGCACUGGAGAAUGCUGGGGAUAGAACACCGAAAUGGGCUCUGUGUGUGUUUGUGCACUUACAGAUUAUUCACAUAAAUAGCAGAAGCUUCCCAGGGGGGCCUGGUGCCCUUUGGCAGGACUGAGAAGGCAUCCACACUGCCAGCAGCAGCCGUGACUCUUCUGCAGGAGAGGAGCGUCUAGGCUCUGAAGAGCCCACGCCAUGCAGUUGAUGGAGGCACUGAAUGUAGCAGUAGCCGCCGCCAUCCCUUCUCUCCCAGAGUCAGGGCUGGGGGCCCAGAGAGGCCCCUGACAGAUCCGGGGAGGGAGAGUUAUGAAGGAAGAAAGGGAAGUGGCCAGGUCAGCGCUGAGCCCAGCGUAGCUUCCCCAGUAGCCAGCCAGGAACCUCUCUUGCCUGGGUGGGUAUUUGCACAGCUCCUUCUCUCAGGCAGCCUGGCGGCCCUGCAGGAAGCUGCACCUAUGUCUGGGGAAGGAGAAAGAGCCUACAUCCCAGAUGAUUCCGACUUCAGCACUUUCCGGGACCAGUGUGAAAGCCAGGAAGGCUGGAGCAGCCGGUAUAACAAGGGAGGAGUGGCAGUGUGGACCCAAAUGCAGCAGGAGAGCAAGACUGUCCAGAAAAUCAAGAUGCGUAUCGUCUGCCGUGAUGUGCCUCCAGAGACGCUCUAUGAUGUUCUACAUGACACCAGUUACCGCAAGAAGUGGGACUCCAACAUGAUUGAGACCCAUGACAUUGGACGCCUGACUGUCAACGCAGAUGUUGGGUAUUACUCCUGGAGGUGCCCAAGUCCUCUGAAGAAUAGGGACUUUGUUACCUUGCGCUCCUGGCUGCCCCUUGGCCACGACUACAUGAUCAUCAACUACAGCGUCAAACAUCCAAAGUACCCACCCCGAAAGGACUGCGUGAGGGCCGUAUCCCUGCAGACGGGCUACUUGAUCAAGGCAACGGACAAGAGUGGCUGCAUUCUUUACUACCUCACCCAAGUAGACCCUCGAGGUUCAUUACCAAAGUGGGUGGUGAAUAAAGCGUCUCAGUACGUGGCACCAAAGGCUAUGAAGACGAUCUAUAAGGCAGGGCUGAAGUACCCAGAGUGGAAACGGAAGCAUGACCCUGGCUUUAAGCCUUGGUUGUACCCAGAACAGAACACAUUGCCCAGCAUUAGCCUAGCUGAGCUCUCCCUGCAGCAUUCUGACUCCCUGGAGAACAUCGACGAGAGCGGUCUGUCUGAAGCCAAGAUGAGCCUCAGUGACGACGAGGCCUGAGGCCAGGAUCUGGAUGCACAGCUCAUCGCCGUCCUGUGGGCUGGGUGAAGCCUUCCACCAUCCAGAACACAGCAGCUCCCACAGAGCCACCCAGCGCCCACCCACCCAACAGAACACAAAGCUCCCUGCCCUCCAACUCCCCACUUUCCAAGAGACGCGGACACACCAGGGGCAUCGUUCAGCACUACUUUUCAAGAAGUGAAUAUAUGACCAGUGGCCACAGUU